UUGAGAAUCCACAUCGUCUAAAAUGAAAGUAAUCGUGUUGGGACUGAGUUUUGUGUACCUAUGCGCCAAAUCUGAGAUGUCAUGCUAUGACGGAUCAGGGGAAAACUGCCAAGAUGAAGUAAUAUCACCUGAUGAGUCUAAGAAAUAUACCAAAGAAUCCAAUGUAAAAUGGGACAUUUACUUGAGGAAAAUAGAGAAAGCUGUAGCAGAAUACCAGGACUGUGUACAUGAUGAUUGCUCAUGCUAUGCUAGUGUUAUAGAAAAAGAUUUAGAGGUGUGGAAAGAUGGAAUCUCAAAAGAGAACUUGGAGUCGGCAAAGCCACGUGGUACCCAUUAUCAGAUCAUCAACCACAAACUAUACAGGGAGGAUGCCUGUAUGUUUCCUGCCAGGUGUAGUGGAGUUGAGCAUUUUAUACUUGAGAUCAUUAAAAAGCUGCCAGAUAUGGAAUUCAUAUUAAACACACGUGACUGGCCACAGUCAUCAAGAUACCAAGCUCCUUUACCAGUUUUCUCAUUCAGCAAAGUGCCAAGGCAGAGUUGGGACAUUAUGUAUCCAGCAUGGACAUUUUGGGAAGGUGGUCCGGCAGUGUGGCCCAUAUAUCCAACUGGCCUGGGCAGAUGGGAUGAACAGAGAGAAAUUAUUCCAAAGGCAGCUAAAAAAUGGCCAUGGGAAAAGAAGCUGAACAAGGGAUACUUCAGAGGUUCCAGAACAAGUGACGAGAGAGAUCCACUAGUUUUACUGUCACGAAAUGAGCCGGAUCUUGUAGAUGCCCAAUACACCAAAAAUCAGGCUUGGAAAUCUAAAGCUGAUACAUUGGGAGCAGAUCCAGCAAAAGAAGUGAGAUUAGAAGACCAUUGUGAUCACAAAUAUUUAUUCAAUUUCCGUGGAGUAGCAGCAAGUUUUCGCUUCAAGCAUCUGUUUCUGUGUGACUCUGUUGUGUUCCAUGUUGGGGAGGAUUGGAUGGAAUUUUUUUAUUCAGCAAUGAAACCUUGGGUUCAUUAUAUCCCAGUUAGGCAGGAUCUCACUGAUGUCAGGGAGUUACUGCAGUUUGCUCAAGAAAAUGAUGCGGUUGUACAUAAGAUAGCACUGAGGGGAAGACAGUUUAUAUGGGACCAUUUACGAAUGGAGGAUGUGUCAUGUUACUGGCUUAAACUGCUUAAACAAUAUGCAAAACUUUUGUCCUUUAAGCCAACAAGAAACAAGUCAUUCAAGCAAAUAAAGGCAUGAUUGAAAAGUGAAA
Messenger RNA from Mercenaria mercenaria, 1241 nucleotides. RefSeq names its product protein O-glucosyltransferase 1-like. The record is from RefSeq and is a predicted model, not a curated record. The coding region runs from base 23 to 1228 and encodes 401 amino acids. Gene Ontology annotation, cellular component: endomembrane system. Gene Ontology annotation, biological process: positive regulation of Notch signaling pathway; protein O-linked glycosylation. The transcript has 10 exons. NCBI's taxonomy places the organism in Eukaryota, Metazoa, Mollusca, Bivalvia, Venerida, Veneridae. Gene Ontology annotation, molecular function: UDP-xylosyltransferase activity; UDP-glucosyltransferase activity.